Messenger RNA from Notothenia coriiceps (black rockcod), 2750 nucleotides. Its product is annotated as mitochondrial import inner membrane translocase subunit TIM16-like. Gene Ontology annotation, molecular function: protein binding. Gene Ontology annotation, biological process: protein import into mitochondrial matrix. Gene Ontology annotation, cellular component: TIM23 mitochondrial import inner membrane translocase complex. The coding region runs from base 80 to 2644 and encodes 854 amino acids. NCBI's taxonomy places the organism in Eukaryota, Metazoa, Chordata, Actinopteri, Perciformes, Nototheniidae. The record is from RefSeq and is a predicted model, not a curated record. The transcript has 26 exons.
GGAGCAGCACGGGGACCAGCUGCAGAGUCUGAGCUGGAAGCGAGACGGCUCCCUGCUGGCUACCUCCUGCAAGGACAAGAUGUUGCGUGUGUUUGACCCCCGAGCCCAGACUACAGCUGUUCAGAGUGCCAAGAGCCUUCCGAACAACAAGGACUCCCGCAUCCUGUGGGCCAAAGACGACUUUCUGCUCACCACAGGCUUUGAUAUGAUGCGUGGUCGGGAGGCGAGGCUUUGGGACAGCAGGAAGCUGAGCUCUUCAGUCAGCUCGGUGUCGCUCGGCGUGGCCAGCGGGAUGGUGAUCCCUCUGUACGAUGAUGACACUGGUCUGCUUGUACUGGCUGGCACGGGGGACUCUGCGGUGGAUUGCUUUGAAGUUUCUACCUCUGAGCCUUUCCUCUCUCAAGUGAGCCACUGUCUGACUGACAUGUCAACGCGAGGAGUUGCCAUGGUACCCAAGCUGGCGUUGGAUGUCUUGUCCUGCGAGGUGAUGCAAGUGCUUCAGCUGACGGACAAUUGCAUCGUGCCAAUCAGCUACCAAGUCCCCCGCAAGCACACAGGCCAGGAGUUUCAUGACGAUCUUUAUCCAGAUACAGUCGGCACAACUCCAGCCAUGUCUGCUGAGGAGUGGUGGAAGGGAGGGAACAAGCAGGUGGAGAAAGUCAGCCUCAACCCAGACAAACAGCCCAAACUAAAAGCUCCGCCCGCAAAACAGGUGGCAGCAAAGAAGGAGCUGAUCAGCGGGGGGAGCAAGGAGGACCCGGCACGUGGCUCCACCUCCAGCAGUCCUCUGAGCACCCCCAGCAGCAGCGCCCCGUCCCGCUCCCCAUCCUCCACCUCCGGACUCUCCUCAGGCUUCCUGCCCAGCCCCAGUCCCAGCCAGAGCACCAAGGCCAUCCAGAGCAUGCUGGGGACGACCUCCAAGUUCCGUCACAUCCAGGGUGCGAUGAUGCACCGGGACACACACAUCACCAACCUGCGUGGCCUCAACCUGACCACACCCGGGGAGUCUGACGGCUUCUGUGUGAACAGCCAACGCAUGGCGGUGCCCCUCGCCAUCUCCGGGGGCCAGAUCGGCAUCUUUGAGCGCUCUCAGCCUGGCAGGAUUCCUGACACAGCCCUGCCAACCAUCCAAAACUCAGUGAAUGUGGUCGACCUCUCCUGGGACCCCUUUAACACACACCGGCUUGCCGUGGCGUGUGAUGAUGCAAAGAUCCGGGUGUGGCAGGUACCAGAGGGGGGGCUGAAAGAGACCCUGACCGAGCCUGAGGUCAUCAUGCAAGGCCACACGGAGAAGAUUUACUCCAUCAAGUUCCACCCUCUGGCCAGCGGUCUCCUGGCCUCUUCAUCCUACGAUCUCUCAGUCAGACUGUGGAACCUGGAGAGCGGAGAGCAGGUCAAGCUCCUCACCGGACACCAAGACCAGAUCUUCGCCAUGGCGUGGAGCCCAGAUGGAAAGCUCCUGGCCACAGUGUGCAAAGACGGGAAAGUUCGCAUCUAUGACCCUCGCAAGUCAACUGCACCUGUUCAGGAGGGCCCGGGUCCUGAGGGCCACAGGGGGGCUCGUGCAGUCUGGGUGUGUGAGGGCAAGUACCUCUUGGUGUCAGGAUUUGACAGCCGCAGUGAGCGAGUCCUCUGCCUGUACUCUGCUGACUCCCUGUCCUCUGGAGCUGUAGCCAGCACCUCUAUAUCCAUCUCCCCCUCUACUCUCAUCCCUUUCUACGACCCCGACACCAGCGUGGUCAUCCUCACUGCAAAGGGUGAUACCAGAGUGCACAUUUACGAGGUGGUCCCUGAAGAGCCGUACUUUAUGGAGUGCAGCAGUUUUAACUCUCCGGAGCCACACAAGGGUUUGGCUUUCCUGCCAAAGAAGGAGUGUAACGUGCGUGAUGUGGAGAUCGCUGUAGGACUGCUGCUCAACAAGACCACCAUAGAGCCGGUGGCCUUCAGAGUGCCACGGGUCAAGAAAGAGUUUUUCCAGGACGAUGUGUACACAGAGACAGCCGUCUGUUGGGAAGCAGCUCUGACCGCCUCUGCCUGGCUGUCUGGAUCCAACGGCCAACACAAGAAGAUCAGCCUAAAGCCCAAAGACAUGACCCCAGUGAGUGAGGCGCCCAAAGAAGCUCCAGUUAAGAAAUACAUGCCCUCAUCUUUCUACCUGGAGGAGAAGACUGAUGAACAGAAGAAAGAGGAGCUGCUCAGUGCCAUGGUGGCUAAGUUAGGGAACAGAGACGACCCGCUGCCACAGGAGUCCUUCCAGGGGGUCGAAGACGACGAGUGGGCUAGAUAUCUUGCACAGAUCAUCGUGAUGGGAGUACAGGUGGUGGGACGUGCGUUUGCUCGUGCAUUACAGCAAGAAAUUGCAGCCAGUCAGGCAGCAGCGCAGGCGAGGGGCAGUGCAGGUCAGCACUCUGCUGCAGCAGCCUCCAGCAUCACCGGGAUGAGCCUGCAAGAGGCGCAGCAAAUCCUGAAUAUCUCUACACUCACCCCCGAGGAGAUUCAGACGAAUUAUGAUCACCUUUUUAAAGCCAACGACAAGACAGUGGGCGGUUCAUUUUAUCUACAAUCAAAAGUGGUGCGGGCUAAAGAGCGUCUAGACGAGGAAGUUAGUAUUCAGACACAACAACCGAAUCAGAAAUCACAGUAGAAUACGGAAACAUGAAGAGUCAAAUUAUGCUUAACCUUUCUUUCCCUUCCCCAUCCUCUGUAAAUUAUAACCAAAUAAAAGCCUUCCUCUUUUUCUGUAGUCUUGA